AUUUGGAAUUCGGAGGCAUUGCGUCACAAGUCAAAGAGCCCUAUGUGAUUUCACUCACUCGACGUUUCCUAUCAAAAGUAGUUUUGCUUCAGUUGAAGCGUAAAUGGACGGUUUAUUGUACGCCCGGCGUGUAUAUUUAAUCUACUUCACCUGAAUGCUGACCAUUAAAAAGUAAAAUCAAGUUACGAAAUAGCUAAAUACACGAUUGUUGACUUUUCGCUUGCUGGCUAGCUCCGCCAGCUGAGUCUAACGUCAAGAUGGACCAGGCAGCGAGCCGAUACCAAGUGUUUGAGAAUGAUGAAGACGACUCCUGUGAGCCCUCCACCAGCGCCCAGCAGCCGUGCACCUCGGCCCAGGCCAACUCGUCCUCCCAGGACUGCCCAGUCCCAGUAGCCCUGGAGGGGGACGCAGAGGCUCCACCUCCCCCGUAUGCCAGCAUCGCCCUGGGAGCCACCGCUGCCAUGCCUGUAGAGAGCAGUUGUUACCCAAGUGAUUUCCCCGUGCCGCCCCCCUACAGCGUGGCCACCUCGCUUCCCACCUACGAUGAGGCAGAGAAAGCCAAAGCUGAAGCCAUGGUACUCUCUUCUGUGGAGGUGAUACCAGGGGAGGAUGACUUCCCUCCAAGGGAUGACUUCAGCGAUGUCGACCAGCUGAGGGUGGGGAAUGACGGCAUUUUCAUGCUGGCCUUUUUCAUGGCCUUCCUGUUCAAUUGGAUUGGCUUUUGCCUGUCAUUCUGCCUGACCAACACCAUCGCUGGCCGAUACGGGGCCAUCUGCGGCUUUGGCCUCUCUCUCAUCAAGUGGAUUCUCAUCGUCAGAUUCUCUGACUACUUUACUGGAUACUUCAAUGGGCAGUACUGGCUCUGGUGGAUUUUCCUGGUCCUCGGUCUCCUGCUUUUCUUCAGAGGGUUUGUGAACUACCUGAAAGUGCGCAACAUGUCUGAAAGCAUGGCUGCCUCGCACAGAACACGCUUCUUCUUCCUGUACUGAGGUUGUCGCUCCAGACAUUCCUCCUUAAUGUGAAAUUCCCUGAGGAUUUGCGACCCUCUUCUCAAAUGACCAGGACAACAAAAAAAAACACUGAAAAGACGUGAGGAAGAAAAGAACCAGUGCGUCAUUACAGCUGCGAAAGUCUGGCGUCUUUCAUUAAAAGCAAAAACAGCUGACUCGUCUCUUUUUCAGAAAGUCCGUACAAUACAGAUUAACCCAGCUAAAUAUACCCUGUGUGUUUCUGAUCUUUUCACCGGCUUUGUUUGGCUCUUUAGAUUUCAAUUGCCUUCCUGAUCUAACCCCUGUAGUGGUCCCAUCCUGCUUAAUAUCCCAAGUCUUGAACAGUGAAUACACCUUAACAGGAGGCAGUAUAGUGCAGUGUAGUACCUGGGUCUACCUGUUGUGGACGUUUGUGGAAAAGCACACACAAGAAGAUGGAAGAAAACAGUAUGCAGCCAAGUACCUGAACUGGAUAUCUGCUCCCAAUGAGGAGGAUGAUGAUGAUGAUGAUGAUGAUGAAACGGUUAGUCAUUUUAAAAAACACUUUUAGAGCUCUAUCGGAGUAUCAAUAUUACAAUUUGAAUUAUAUCCCUUGAUUUUAAUCCCCGUAUUUAAUUGUCUUUGGUAUAAAAACAUGUUAUUUGAUGAAACUCAUGACUUUUAUUGUGAAAUGAUUGAACUGUAUCACAGCUUAUGCCAAUUUAUAUGUGCAACCUCUUUCUCCAUCAGUGAAUUGCUUACUUGUCAUAGUGCGUGUACUGAUCUCUUUGUCUGUCCAAUUUUGAACUGGAAUUUGUGUUUAUCCCAAAAAAGGAAAUCUGCCUUUUGCACUUUUUUUUUUUUUUUUUUUUUAAAUUACAUUUUCAUUAAGUUGAUUAUUGCAAUUAGCCUGAACUGUGACAUUUUAAAGUAUUGUUUCCUUUCUUUAAUGCUUGAAUAAUGCCUUUGUCAUUUUGUUUAUGUUACACAGAAGCCUCAUCAGCAAUAUCGAAAAACCCAACUUAAAUGCACGAUUAUUCUGGCCGAGUUGGUUAUAAUAGUAUUCAGCUAAAGCAACGUUAUUAAUAUUCUAUAUGUAUGUUUGUAGAACAACCAAACUGUUUUUGUCAGAAAUGAUUCUUGGAACAUCUCUGGUACUCCGAGAUGCUGAUGCGUGCUUGUUAACGCUUUAACCUGAAGUCUUGCAAAAUGCCAAUAAAGUUCCAAAUGCACCCUG
Salvelinus fontinalis (brook trout) is the source of this 2205-nucleotide messenger RNA. Its product is annotated as NEDD4 family-interacting protein 2-like. The coding region runs from base 258 to 989 and encodes 243 amino acids. The record is from RefSeq and is a predicted model, not a curated record. Gene Ontology annotation, cellular component: endoplasmic reticulum; Golgi apparatus; perinuclear region of cytoplasm. Gene Ontology annotation, biological process: vacuolar transport; ubiquitin-dependent protein catabolic process; metal ion transport. Lineage: Eukaryota; Metazoa; Chordata; Actinopteri; Salmoniformes; Salmonidae. The transcript is spliced from 8 exons. Gene Ontology annotation, molecular function: WW domain binding.